AUGGCAGGGCCUGUCCCCACACUGGGGCUCCUGGCUGCCCUUGUUGUGUGUGGCAGCUGGGGCCUAAAUGAGGAGCAAAGGCUGAUCCAGUACCUGUUCAAAGAAAAGGGCUACAACAAAGAACUUCGGCCGGUGGCUCGAAAGGAGGACAAAGUGGAUGUGGCAAUGAGUCUCACCCUCUCCAACCUCAUCUCCCUGAAAGAAGUGGAGGAGACCCUCACCACCAACGUGUGGAUAGAUCAUGCCUGGAUAGACAGCCGGCUCCAAUGGGAUGCCAACGACUUUGGGAACAUUACUGUCCUGCGCCUGCCCUCCGACAUGGUGUGGCUACCAGAGAUCGUACUGGAGAACAACAAUGAUGGCGCCUUCCAGAUUUCCUACUCCUGCAAUGUGCUUGUUUAUGCCUCGGGCGACGUGACCUGGCUGCCACCAGCCAUCUUCCGCUCCUCCUGCCCCAUCUCUGUCACCUACUUCCCUUUCGAUUGGCAGAACUGCUCCCUCAAAUUCAGUUCCCUCAAGUAUACAGCCAAGGAGAUCACGCUUAACCUGAUGAAGGAGUCAGAAGACGGCCGCAGCUACCCUAUCGAGUGGAUUAUCAUUGACCCCGAGGGCUUCACAGAGAACGGUGAAUGGGAGAUAGUACACCGGGCAGCCAAGGUCAAUGUGGACCCUAGUGUCCCGAUAGACAGCAUCAACCAUCAAGACAUCACCUUCUACCUCAUCAUCCGCCGCAAGCCGCUCUUCUACAUCAUCAACAUCCUGGUACCCUGCGUGCUCAUCUCCUUCAUGAUCAACCUGGUCUUCUACCUGCCAGGCGACUGUGGAGAGAAGACAUCCGUGGCCAUCUCAGUGCUCCUGGCCCAGUCUGUCUUCCUGUUGCUUAUCUCCAAGAGGCUGCCUGCCACAUCUAUGGCCAUCCCCUUGGUAGGCAAGUUCCUGCUCUUUGGCAUGGUGCUGGUCACCAUGGUUGUGGUGAUCUGUGUCAUCGUACUCAACAUCCAUUUCCGAACACCCAGCACCCACGUGCUGUCUGAGGGAGUCAAGAAGUUCUUCCUGGAGACCCUGCCCAAGCUCCUGCACAUGUCCCGCCCAGCAGAGGAAGACCCCGGCCCCGGGGCUCUCACCCGGAGGAGCAGCUCCCUAGGGUACAUCUCCAAGGCAGAGGAGUAUUUUUCACUUAAGUCCCGCAGUGACCUCAUGUUUGAAAAGCAGUCAGAGCGGCACGGGCUGGCCCGGCGUCUCACCACAGCCCGCAGGCCCCCAGCAAGUUCCGAGCAGGUCCAACAGGAACUUUUCAAUGAGCUGAAGCCAGCUGUAGAUGGGGCGAACUUCAUCGUCAACCAUAUGAGGGACCAGAACAAUUACAAUGAGGAGAAGGACAACUGGAACCAAGUGGCCCGCACGGUGGACCGUCUCUGCCUGUUUGUGGUGACACCAGUCAUGGUGGUGGGCACAGCCUGGAUCUUCCUGCAGGGUGUCUACAAUCAGCCACCGCCCCAGCCUUUCCCCGGGGACCCCUUCUCCUAUGACGAGCAGGACAAGCGCUUCGUCUAGAGCAGGCCUGAGUGGACAGACAGGCAGACAGCAGUCUGAGAACAGCAAUUAGUUCCUGCCCUUGAGCUUGGGCCUACCUUGUGCUGAUGAGGUCACGGUAGGAAGAGGCCACCUCCCAGGAGCAAUUCCUUUCUAAAUAAAGGAGGGAGACACUUGAGAUGGGCUGAGAGUGGACAUGGUGAGAAGGAGGCCCAGGGAUGUGGCAAGAGACAAGGGCUCUUGCUCAGGGGCCAGUGAAGUUACACUGGGACUAGCUUCCAGAGAAGAGCACUGUGAGGGGGGUCCUUCUGCCAGAGCUGCUUCUCUGUCUCACUCCUGUCCAGUCAUGUCAGAGUCUGAACCUCCUGUUUUCGUGCCUUCCUUCCUCCACUCUCACCUCACACUCAGGAUCCUUGUGCUUACCUGGGGCCCAUGAUGGUGAGCCUCCUCUCCAUUCCCCAGGAGAAGGAGGUUUUCUAUGGUGCUGGACUGCCAAGAUUGCCAUCUGUCAGCUCCUGAUCCCCUGGCCAUUCUGUCUGGGUCCUUCUGAGAAGCUGGAGACUGGUGUGGGAGGAUCAUGCAGGUCCUCAGUUAAAGCCCCAUCAGCAUGAGUCAUACCAGGACCCAGCCCGGCUAAGGUACCCCAACACCAAGUCCCUUUCUCCUUGUCCCCAGGCUCCCUAAACCAAGGCUGUCUUGCAAUAUUUAAGCAUGAUUGCAAUAAAGAAUUAUCCGUUGUUUACCUGAAGUUCAAAUUUAAAUGUGUAUCCACUUUUCUUAUUGACUACAGCUGUCAAUCCUAAAGGAAGGGGCAUUCAGACCUAUCCCAGGUCCUGUCAGUAGCAGGGACAAGGAGAUGAGGCCUGGUGUAGCCUGUCAGGCCCACCUCUAAGUUCACACCUGAGGCAGCCCCUGCACUGUGCACCUGCAAGUUCAGAGUAAGAAGUAGAAGGAGGUAGAAAUGAUGCUAUGGUCCUUCAAAGAACAGCUUCUACGAUGGUGCUGCUCCUUCUGGGUGAUGGUGGCACAUGCCUUUAAUCCCGGUAUUUUGGAAGUGGAGGCAGGUAGAUCUCUGUAAGUUUGAUACCAGCCUGGGCUCUCUCUCUCUCUCUCUC
Messenger RNA from Meriones unguiculatus (Mongolian gerbil), 2648 nucleotides. RefSeq names its product cholinergic receptor nicotinic delta subunit (gene Chrnd). NCBI's taxonomy places the organism in Eukaryota, Metazoa, Chordata, Mammalia, Rodentia, Muridae. The transcript has 12 exons. Gene Ontology annotation, biological process: monoatomic ion transmembrane transport; nervous system process; signal transduction. Gene Ontology annotation, cellular component: postsynaptic membrane; synapse; neuron projection. Gene Ontology annotation, molecular function: acetylcholine-gated monoatomic cation-selective channel activity; transmembrane signaling receptor activity. The record is from RefSeq and is a predicted model, not a curated record. The coding region runs from base 1 to 1554 and encodes 517 amino acids.